UAUCUUUACAGCGGACAAAGCUCCACCUGGUUUCCCCAGCAUUGCGCCCCCACCGACCACCAUGGUUGUGGAAGUUGGUCACACCGCCACUCUUCCCUGCCAAGCCACUGGCAACCCUUCGCCGAAGGUCAGGUGGCUAUGGAACUCCUUGCCGCUAGAUGUCGCCUCCAACCCGAGAUACGCGCUGCUGAAUGAUAAGAUGCAUGGUACUUUGCAAAUAGUGAAGAGUGAGGAAGAGGACCAUGGCAAGUUCGAGUGCGUCGCUGAGAACUCUAUUGGAACUGAGUUCUCGAAGCCUACUGUACUUUAUGUCAAAGUGAGACGCGUAGCCCCACAAUUUUCGAUCCCGCCACCGCCAAAGUCGGAGGUGAUGCUUGGAGGAAACCUGACCCUUAAAUGUGUUGCCUUCGGAUCGCCCAUGCCCACCGUUAAAUGGAGAAAAGGUUUGACGAAAUGGCUUACUCCGGAGGACAACCCGCCGCUAGGUUUGAACACCCUCAAGUUGGAAGAUAUCAGAGAGUCUGCAAACUACACGUGUGAGGCCGCUAGUGUGCUCGGUGUCAUCGAAGCUGUUGCUGAGGUCAAAGUGCAAUCGCUCCCCGGUCCCCCGACAGAAGUGCGACCCUCCGAGAUCACGGCGACGACAGUCCGGCUCACAUGGACCUACAGCGGACCGGAGGAACCUCAGUACUACGUCAUACAAUACAAGCCCAAAUACGCCAAUCAGGCAUUCAGCGAGAUCUCAGGCGUAAUCACUCAGUAUUACUCGGUGACAAAUCUAUCACCAUACACUGAGUACGAAAUGUACGUGAUUGCUGUCAACAACAUCGGUAGAGGACCACCGUCAGCGCCGGCCGUCAUCACCACUGGAGAAACUGAACCGGGUUCAGCUCCACGGAAUGUGCAAGUUCGGCCUCUAAGUUCUAGUACAAUGGUGAUACAAUGGGACGAACCGGAGACUCCGAACGGACAAGUUACGGGUUACAAAAUUUACUACACCACGGAUCCUUCGCAACCAAUGCAAUCCUGGCACUCGCAAAUGAUGGAUAACAGUCAUCUGACCACGAUCAGUGAGCUGACUCCUCACACCGUCUACACAAUAAGGGUGCAGGCCUUCACAUCCGUGGGCCCUGGACCGAUGUCCGCGCCCGUACAAGUCAAAACUCAGCAAGGUGUCCCAUCACAACCUUCGAACCUAGUGGCCGUGGAAGCAGGAGAAACUUCAGUGACCCUCUCUUGGAGGAGACCAGCUCAUGCAGGAGACAACAUCGUAUCCUACGAGUUGUACUGGAACGACACUUACGCUAAGGAACAUCAUAGGAAGCGGAUACCAAUAACAGAAACGUACACUCUGAACGGCCUGUACCCCAACACGUUGUACUACAUCUGGCUGGCAGCGAGGUCGCAGCGGGGCGAGGGGGCCACCACGCCACCCAUCGCCGUCAGGACCAAGCAAUAUGUUCCCGGCGCGCCGCCCAUGAAUGUGACGGCGCUGGCCGUGUCGCCCACGGCCGUGCGCGUGUCUUGGCAGCCUCCCCCGGCCGAGCGCGCCAACGGCCGCAUUGCUUACUACAAGCUGCUUUGCGUGGAAUCUGGGAGGGGGGACUCUGAGGCCACGGUGGUCAAACUCAACCAGACCUCGUUUGUACUGGACGAGCUGCGGCGCUGGACUGAGUACCGCAUCUGGGUGCUGGCGGGCACCAGCGUGGGGGACGGGCCCGCCUCCUACCCGGUCACCGUGCGCACGCAUGAAGACGUACCCGGAGAGCCCCAGGACGUGAAGGUCGUGGCAAUCAACUCCACGUCUAUCCAUGUCACAUGGAAGCCCCCACAAGAAAAAGAGAAAAACGGAAUUAUCCGAGGUUACCACGUCCAUGUGCAAGAAGUGCGAGACGAAGGCAAAGGACUUCUUAACGACCCAAUGCGGUUUAACGUAAUGGACGACACAACUCUCGAAUUGAACGUUUCGGGGCUCCAACCGGAUACGCGGUACAACGUGCAAGUGGCGGCUCUGACGAGGAAGGGGGACGGUGACCGAAGUACGCCGGUGUCUGUGAAGACGCCUGGCGGUGUGCCAAACAGGCCUACCGUCAACCUGAAGGUUUUGGAAAGGGAGCCCGUCGUAUCAAUAGAAUUGGAAUGGAGUAAGCCAUCACAAACAUACGGCGAUUUACUCGGGUAUAGACUUAGAUAUGGGGUAAAAGAUCAACCUCUAGAAGAAGUAAAUUUCCCGGGUACUAAAAUACAUUCGUAUAAAAUAAAUGAUUUAGAAAGAGGCGUCCAAUAUGAGUAUAGAGUAGCAGGCAAGAACCAUAUCGGAAUAGGCCAAGAGACAAUCAAAUAUUGGCUCACACCUGAAGGUGCUCCGAAAGGGCCUCCGACGAAUGUCACGUACCGCUUCCAAACGCCAGACAUCAUCAGUAUCACAUGGGAACCUCCGAUCCGUGCUGACAGAAGUGGGCAGAUUAAGAAAUAUGAUGUACAGUUUUUCAAAAGAGGAGAUCAAUCUUCUGUUGCUGAGAAGACAACGGAAUUAACAAAAGCUGUGUUUACUGGUUUGGAAGAAGAUGCGCAUUAUGUGUUCAAAGUCAGAGCAUACACUGAUCAAGGAGCUGGACCGUACAGUAAAGACAUGACGGCUCACACUGAAAGAGACAUCGGUAGGGCCCCCAUGUCAGUUAAAGCCGUUGCAACUUCAGAAUCAAGUGUAGAAGUUUGGUGGGAAACAUUCCGUUCUAGAAAGAAGAUCAUUGGUUACGUCAUAUUCUACACAAUGACGCCAGUCGAGGAUCUCGAUGAAUGGCAACAAAAAAGCGUUCAUGUUACACACUCUGCUGAUUUGGACAAUUUGGAAAAGUUCGCAGAAUAUGCUAUCGCUGUUGCUGCCAGAACGGCAGAUGGUCUUGGAAGGCUAUCGGAAAAGGUUACUGUGAAGGUCAGACCAGAAGAAGUGCCUUUGCAUCUUCGGGCUCAAGAUGUGUCCACCCAUUCCAUGACGUUGUCAUGGUCGCCUCCGUUACGCUUAAACCCCGUUAGUUAUAAGAUUUCCUACAAUGCAAUUAAAGAAUUUGUUGACUCUCUUGGUAUGACGCAAACGCAAGAAAUACCAAGGAGGGAAAUCAUUGUGAAACAUGAUCGAACAUCGUAUUCGAUAAAUGAUCUGUCUCCGUUUACAACAUAUAGUGUUAAUGUAAGUGCCAUACCUAAUGACGAUUCUUACCGACCGCCAACGAAGAUUACCGUCACCACGCAGAUGGCAGCGCCUAAACCGAUGGUGAAGCCUGAUUUUUAUGGCGUUGUUGAAAAUGAAAUACUCGUCAUUCUACCUCAAGCCUCUGAAGAAUAUGGACCCAUAUCGCAUUAUUAUCUAGUUGUAGUGCCUGAUGAUAAAGCCCAUAAUCAUAAGCAUCCGGAUCAGUUCCUAACAGACGAUUUAAUUAAAAAUAAUGUUCGAACAGAUGAUGAAAACGCACCAUAUAUUGCUGCCAAAUUCCUACAACGAAAUAUCCUGUAUACAUUCCAUCUUGGUAAUGAUGAAAUGUAUGAAGGCUUUUUGAACAGAAAAUUGAACCCUAGCAAAAAGUAUCGAGUAUUCGUCCGUGCGGUUGUAGAUACUCCUCAAAAACAUUUAUAUACGUCCAGUCCAUUUUCAGAAUAUUUGUCACUAGAUAUGCGUGAAGCGCCUCCCGGUGAAGAACCCAGCAGGCCAGAUCCUAAAGAUAUACAUGGUGAUCCUGAAAUAAGGAUAGAAGAGAAUAGGAAGGAAGCUGGCAUGGUGUGGGUUAUCGGUCCAAUCAUUGCUGCAUUGAUGCUCUCGCUUUGUUUGGUAGUCUUAUUCAUAUUCAAGAGAAGACGCCAGCCCUGUAAGGCCCCUGACCAGGCAGCGGUGACGAGACCGUUAAUGUCAGCAGACGUUGGAUUCGGAGCGCCAUCUGAUCCUGUCGAAAUGAGGAGAUUGAAUUUCCAAACACCAGCUAUGAUUUCCCAUCCUCCUAUUCCUAUUUUGGAAUUGUCGGAGCAUAUUGAAAGACUUAAAACCAAUGACAACCUCAAAUUCUCUCAAGAAUAUGAAAGUAUUGAACCUGGCCAGCAGUUCACUUGGGAUCAUUCAAAUAUGGAAGUUAACAAACCCAAAAACCGUUACGCUAAUGUUAUAGCCUAUGACCAUAGCCGCGUUAUCCUUCAGCCAAUCGACGGCAUACUUGGAAGUGACUACAUAAAUGCGAACUAUUGCGAUGGCUACCGCAAACAUAACGCCUACGUAGCUACUCAAGGUCCUCUACAAGAAACUCUGGCAGACUUCUGGAGGAUGUGUUGGGAACUUCGCACUUCAACUAUCGUCAUGAUGACUAAGCUAGAAGAGAGAACAAGAAUCAAAUGCGAUCAGUACUGGCCAAGCAGGGGAACUGAGACUUAUGGAAUGAUGACUGUAACUAUCGCAGAGGUUCAAGAACUCGCUACCUAUUGCAUCCGAACCUUCCAAGUGGAACGGAAUGGAAACAGCAGCGAGCGUCGUGAAAUCAAACAAUUACAGUUCACUGCUUGGCCAGACCACGGAGUUCCUGAUCAUCCUGCACCGUUCCUUCAAUUCCUGCGACGAGUUCGGGCUCUGAACCCGCCUGAUGCUGGUCCAUUGGUGGUGCAUUGCUCAGCUGGAGUUGGCCGCACGGGUUGCUUCAUCGUAAUCGACUCUAUGUUGGAGAGAGCUCGCCAUGAGCGCACCGUUGAUAUCUACGGCCAUGUAACUUGCUUGCGAGCUCAGCGCAACUACAUGGUGCAGACGGAGGACCAAUAUAUUUUCAUACACGACGCUUUACUCGAAGCUGUAAUUUGCGGAGACACUGAGGUGCCAGCCCGCAAUUUGCAUGCACACAUUCAAAAGCUUAUGCGUGUAGACCCUAUUGAAAAUAUUACUGGAAUGGAAUUGGAAUUCAAGAAGUUGGCCAACAUGAAAGCUGACUCCAGUCGAUUCGUAUCUGCUAGUCUACCUUGCAACAAGCAUAAGAACAGAUUGGUGCAUAUCUUGCCGUAUGAGUCGACCCGAGUGUGUCUGACUCCUCGUGAUGGAUCUGAUUAUAUCAACGCGUCGUUUGUGGACGGCUAUAGGUACCGAGCAGCUUAUAUUGCUACUCAAGGACCUUUGCCAGACACGACCGAUGAUUUCUGGAGAAUGUUAUGGGAACACAACUCUACGAUCAUCGUUAUGUUAACCAAACUGAAGGAGAUGGGCCGAGAAAAAUGCCACCAAUACUGGCCGUCGGACCGUUCGGUACGAUACCAAUGUUUCGUCGUGGACCCGAUCGCGGAGUACAACAUGCCCCAGUACAUCUUGAGGGAAUUCAAGGUUACGGACGCUCGCGAUGGGUCAUCCAGGACGGUCCGUCAGUUCCAGUUCACUGAUUGGCCAGAACAGGGAGUACCGAAGAGUGGAGAGGGCUUCAUCGACUUCCUAGGACAAGUACACAAGACUAAAGAACAAUUCGGACAGGACGGUCCCAUCACUGUGCAUUGCAGCGCGGGAGUCGGUCGCACUGGAGUGUUCAUCACUCUGUCAACGGUUUUGGAGAGGAUGCAGUACGAGGGAGUAGUCGACGUAUUCCAGACUGUGCGCACUUUACGCACACAGCGCCCAGCCAUGGUGCAGACUGAGGAUCAAUACGAGUUCUGCUACCGCGCCGCACUGGAGUACCUCGGCUCCUUCGACCACUACGCUAACUGACGAUGAGACAUACUCGUCUAGACGCGCCCUAACGGGACACUGUCGCGCGGAAAUAUGACGUAUGUACUUAACUAUACGAUCGCAAUU
Molecule: messenger RNA, 5806 nt
Organism: Spodoptera exigua (beet armyworm)
Lineage: Eukaryota; Metazoa; Arthropoda; Insecta; Lepidoptera; Noctuidae
Source: the annotation of a GenBank genome assembly